GAGCUCUUGGCUGGGCUGGAAUGUGUUGAAGUCUGUGGGACUCUGCAYCACCAGCUCGUUGUUUCCUGGCUCAGGAGGAGUCGUCUGGAUCUGCACACAUUUUUUCAUUCACCUGUUUGAUUGAAKCAAGCAGCUGCAAUGAAUCAAACUAAAACUGAAUUUGAGCCUUUUCAAUAUUCCUACGAUGAUUACUCCGACUGGUACUCAAACCCCGAGCCAACCAAACCACCUAAAGAAGUCAUUGUACCAUGUGACCCAACAGCAGAUGACAAAUACUUCCAUAUUUGCAUGAUAUCAGUUUCUUUUGUGAUCAUGCUGAUCCUGGCAGCUCUCACCAGGAAGAACAAGUUCUGUCAGGGAUUCACCAGAGGAUCAUCCAGCAUCUUCAGUCCAGCCAACUUCCUGGACCAGGUUCAGCAAAAGGGCCUGGUCAUGGCUGUUUAUGGAUUGAUGUUCAGUAAGCUGACGAUGCUGAUAAUCUCCCCGGACCCCCUGCCUUUCUCUAAAGACACUCCAGCAAGCCUUAAAGAAUACAUGAAGAUAAUUGCCAUUUUCUACUAUCCAGUCCUGUAUUACCCUCUGCUGGUCUGUGGGACCCUGCAGAUCAGUGCAGGUUACGUGUUCGGGGCACUUCUGUCCUUCAGUCACUUUGGGGUUCUGGUGUGGCAGACGUUUGACUGUCCAAAGACUCCAGAGAUCUAUAAAUACUAUGCUCUGCUUGCAACCCUGCCUCAGCUGGCCUGCCUUGCUUACCUCUGUGUUCAGUUUCCUGUUCUGUUUGUGAAAGGCCCAGAGACUGAUGAGGACCUUGACAGCAGUUAUUACUCAGACUAUGUAAAGUCACUUCUGAAGAAAAAGUCUGUCWGUUCUCCUGCUGCAGACAAACCAACUCUUCUACACAGAAUCCUGGAGGUGUCAAAGAGUUAUAUUUACAUACCUGAAAAAGUGUUUCAGUUCCCACUAAAGCUGGCUGUGUCGUCUUUGGUUACUGGUGUGGCCAUUUAUCAGACUGCUCUGUUGCUGGUGGUCCUGGUGGUCCCCACUCUGCACAUUGUUAGAGCAGGUAUUGAUGAAAACAUUGCCUUUCUGCUGCUGGGAUUUGGGAUCGUCCUAUCAGACGACAGGAUGGAGGUGGUCAGAAUUGUGACUUUCUACACGUGGCUGCUGGAAGUGUGCUACCUUUGUGCAAUGACUCUGUCUUGUUUGGUCAGUCUGAUCAUGCUCAUGAGGUCCAUGGUGCUUCAUAGAUCAAAUCUAAAGGGCCUGUAUAAGGGGGAUGCAUACAGAAUUUAUAACAGCCAGAAGACAAUCAGUCCAUCUAAAUCUGGUGUUGUCUGCUGGAUGGGUUUGGCAGGAUACCAAGCUGCCAUCGUCUGCCUGGGAAUGGUGAUCCAGACCCUCGUGUUUUUCAUCUGCUUCUUGUUUUUGGUGUUUUUAAUAAUCAUCCCAGUUUUUUACGGCCGUAACCUUAUUGUUUUUGAAAUAGCAAAAAUGUCUUGGCCAGCCUGGGUGAUGAUCAUAUUGGUGACGGUGCUUCAACAUGUGACGGCAAAGUUUUUCUUCAUCAAAAAAGAAGCGGGUGCAAGAGACCUGAACAACCGGGAGAGUCUGUUCCUGCUGACGUACCUGCUCUUUGUGGUUAAUAUUGUGGUUGGAUUAAUUGUUGCAAUUUGGAGAAUUGUUAUAACCGCUUUGUACAACAUCAUCCACUUUGGUCGUGUCGACAUCAGUCUGCUCCACCGCACUGCAGAGUCCUACGACCCAGCCUUCCAGUACUACACCCACUUCCUGAAGGUGGAGGUGAGUCAGACACACCCCGUGUUGAAGGCUUUCUGUGGUCUGCUGCUGGACACCAUGAUUGAGUUCAGCAGAGCUGGACAGAAAGUAAAGGAUUCAGAGGAAGGGAUUCAGGAGAACCGACCCAGCAGGACGACCGGCAGCCGGAGGAUUCAAGCUCGCUGGCAGCUGCUGUACACGCUGGUGAACAACCCCUCCCUGCUGGGCUCCAGGAAGCAUUUCCAGACGCUGCAGACCUCUGAAAGUGUCCUGAAUGGCACCCCGAACCGCAGAUCCAAGAAGGGGAGCAUAAAGGAGGGUGAAAAACCAGAGGCAGAGCCAGUCCAGUCCUCUGACACCCCCUCACAUCCAGAUGAAACUGAAUGAGAGCCUGAAUUUAUGCAGCAAAGAUGGCAGUGGUUUGGACCAUAAUGAACAGGAAGAGCCAUAACAUUUGUUUAAUUAGAUGGAAAUGAAUUAAAAAACAAGUCUCAGACCAAGUUCUAGCUAAAUAUUACCCAGUUAUUUGGUAAUAACUAUGUAAUAGUGUUUAAGUACAUGACAGAUCAGAAACUUAUAAUAAAAAAGAGUAACUUACAAUUAGUUAGUUUGUUUCUUAUCCAAGUAGCUAUAAAUGAUUCAUAAAAUACCUAAUAAUAAACAUUUUUAGUCAAGUGUGUAAAGGUUCUUUAGAAAUUGCUCUCAUUUCAGCCUCUAAUCUUCAGCCAUUUAACAAAAUAAAAUCAGAGAUUAUCAGAUUAUAAUUUCUGUUUUAUUUCUCCUUUAAACUUGUGGUCUUUAUUUACUUGUUUAGUUUAGCCUCUAAUUGUAUCUGAAACCAUAAAACACAGUUAUUUCAUACAAAGUAAAACUGAGAUUCAUGCAGGAUAACUUCACAAACUGUUAAUAAAGGAGCUGUUUUAUGGUUCAUAUUUGACAAUUCUGUCUGUAAAUCUACAGAUUAAUUUAUGGUCACAACCAUGAUGACCUGUGUUUGGCCCACACACAUGUCCUCACAGUUUAAACUAUUUUCUUCAUGUAAAGAUAAGUUAGUGACAAAAACAAACAAACAAACAAACAAACAAACAAACAUGAAAAUAACUAAAAAAUAAUUAUGUUAAACUAUAACACUCAUGUUAUUAUGUGUGUAUGAUAUGACAGCUUUUUUAGUUUGAAUCUAUCAGCCAGACAAUCAGUCACCAAAUAAAAUGCUCUGAUGGAUGUGAAGAUAUGAAAACCAGUUUGCUGUUUAUGAUUAAAUAUGUUCAGUCAUUCA
This is a messenger RNA of Austrofundulus limnaeus, 3052 nucleotides long. Its product is annotated as stimulated by retinoic acid gene 6 protein homolog. Gene Ontology annotation, molecular function: signaling receptor activity; retinol transmembrane transporter activity. Gene Ontology annotation, cellular component: plasma membrane. The transcript has 17 exons. Lineage: Eukaryota; Metazoa; Chordata; Actinopteri; Cyprinodontiformes; Rivulidae. Gene Ontology annotation, biological process: vitamin A import into cell. The record is from RefSeq and is a predicted model, not a curated record. The coding region runs from base 139 to 2163 and encodes 674 amino acids.